This is a messenger RNA of Paramisgurnus dabryanus, 5016 nucleotides long. RefSeq names its product ubiquitin specific peptidase 7 (herpes virus-associated) (gene usp7). The record is from RefSeq and is a predicted model, not a curated record. Gene Ontology annotation, cellular component: cytosol; nucleus. Gene Ontology annotation, biological process: regulation of protein stability; protein deubiquitination. Gene Ontology annotation, molecular function: cysteine-type deubiquitinase activity; protein binding. Lineage: Eukaryota; Metazoa; Chordata; Actinopteri; Cypriniformes; Cobitidae.
UCAAUCAGAAGUCCAAGGCCACCGACUAUCGUUAACGUUAGCAUCUUUUCACCCAGGCGCCGAGAUUGGGCGAAUAGCGAGCAAAUACGUCCGCGUUUCUCUGCCUGCUCCCCCACCGACCUCCCUUCCUCCAUCCCCGGCGCUGACAGCAGACAAGGCCGAGGUCGUCUUAGUGCAGGCCCAGCCGCAAAGGCUCGACCUGUUUACUCCACCUCCGCGUCCUCCGACUCCACACCAGCCACCCCGGACACCUGUCCCCACCGAACCGCCAUCAGACCGACCCGAAGGAGACAAAGAACCCAAGCAUCACAUCAUCCUAACAGCCGCCAACAUGAAUCAUCAUCACACCCAGCAGCAGCAGAAAGCCGGCGAGCAGCAGCUCAGUGAGCCCGAGGACAUGGAGAUGGAGGCUGGGGACCCAGACGAUCCUCCAAGAAUUCCACAGAAUCCUGUCAUCAAUGGGAAUGUGGCUAUGGCGGAUGGCCACAACAACACAGAGGAGGACAUGGAGGAUGACACAAGCUGGCGCUCUGAAGCCACUUUCCGCUUUGUUGUGGAGCGCUUCAGCAGGCUGAGUGAGUCUGUGCUCAGCCCACCCUGUUUUGUGAGAAAUCUGCCCUGGAAGAUUAUGGUGAUGCCCCGCUUUUACCCAGAUAGACCUCACCAGAAAAGCGUUGGCUUCUUCCUUCAGUGCAAUGCUGAGUCUGACUCUACACUUGAGUUCGAAAAUGAUAUAGAGCCAAACUAUCACAGCUGCUGCACAAAUAAGUCCUGGUCAUGUCACGCUCAAGCAAUGCUCAAAAUAAUCAACUACAAAGAAGAUGAGAAAUCUUUCAGCCGUCGCAUUAGUCACUUGUUCUUCCAUAAGGAAAAUGACUGGGGCUUUUCCAACUUCAUGUCAUGGAGUGAUGUGACUGAUCCAGAGCGAGGCUUCGUUGAAGAUGAUAAGGUCACUUUUGAGGUCUACGUUCAAGCUGAUGCGCCUCACGGCGUGGCUUGGGAUUCAAAGAAACACACUGGCUAUGUGGGGUUAAAGAACCAAGGGGCCACAUGUUACAUGAACAGCUUACUACAGACUCUUUUCUUCACGAAUCAGCUGCGGCGGGCGGUUUAUAUGAUGCCCACAGAGGGCGAUGAUUCAUCUAAAAGCGUUCCCCUUGCCCUGCAGAGGGUUUUCUAUGAGCUCCAGCACAGUGAUAAGCCUGUUGGGACAAAGAAACUGACUAAGUCUUUUGGGUGGGAGACACUAGACAGUUUCAUGCAACAUGAUGUACAGGAAUUGUGCAGAGUGCUUUUGGACAAUGUGGAGAACAAGAUGAAAGGAACUUGUGUGGAAGGCACAAUUCCCAAGCUCUUCAGAGGAAAGAUGGUGUCUUACAUCCAGUGUAAGCAUGUGGAUUAUCGGUCAGAAAGAAUAGAGGACUACUACGACAUCCAGCUCAGCAUAAAAGGAAAGAAAAACAUUUUUGAGUCAUUCAAGGAUUACGUGGCAGUGGAACAGCUGGAUGGGGAUAACAAGUAUGAUGCAGGGGAACAUGGUCUACAGGAUGCAGAGAAGGGUGUGAAGUUUCUGACCUUCCCUCCUAUCUUGCACCUACAGCUCAUGAGGUUCAUGUACGACCCACAGACCGACCAAAACAUUAAGAUAAAUGACAAGUUUGAAUUCCCAGAGCAGUUACCUCUGGAUGAGUUUCUGCAAAAGCCAGACGUAAAAGAUCCGGCCAACUACAUUCUCCACGCGGUGUUAGUGCACAGCGGAGACAACCACGGGGGUCACUACGUCGUCUACCUUAAUCCUAAAGGAGACGGCAAAGUGAGUGUCACCGCACCAAUAUGGUGUAAAUUCGAUGAUGACGUCGUCUCACGGUGCACUAAAGAUGAAGCCAUCGAGUACAAUUACGGCGGACACGAUGACGACCUAUCGGUUCGUCACUGUACCAACGCGUACAUGUUGGUGUACAUCAGAGAAUCCAAGCUCAGUGAGGUUCUGCAGCCGGUCACAGACAUUGACAUCCCCCAGCAGCUGGUGGAGAGACUGCAGGAGGAAAAGAGGGUAGAGGCGCAGAAGAGAAAAGAGAGGCAGGAAGCUCAUCUUUACAUGCAAGUUCAGAUGGUGACAGAAGAUCAGUUUUGUGGACACCAGGGCAAUGACAUGUAUGAUGAAGAGAAAGUAAAAUACACAGUGUUCAAAGUUCUGAAAAGCUCCACUCUUGCUGAGUUUGUUCAGAACCUCUCACAGACUAUGGGUUUCCCACAAGACCAGAUGAGACUGUGGCCAAUGCAGGCCAGAAGCAAUGGCACUAAACGGCCGGCCAUGUUGGAUUACGAAGCCGAUUGCAACAAGUCUAUGAUCGAUUUGAGUGAUAACGAGAACCCAUGGACAAUAUUUUUGGAAACGGUAGAUCCAGAAAUGGCUGCCAGUGGUGCAACGUUACCCAAAUUCGACAAAGACCAUGACGUUAUGUUGUUCCUGAAGAUGUAUGAUCCAAAAACCAGAAGCUUAAAUUAUUGUGGGCAUAUCUACACACCUAUAUCCUGUAAAAUACGAGACUUGCUGCCCGUUAUGUGUGAAAGAGCAGGGUUUCAGCAGGGAACUAGCCUUAUCCUCUAUGAGGAAGUUAAACCGAAUUUAACAGAGCGGAUACAAGACUAUGACGUCUCCCUGGACAAAGCUCUGGAUGAGCUGAUGGAUGGAGACAUAAUUGUGUUUCAAAAGGAUGAUCCUGAAAACGAUACCAGUGAGCUGCCUACUGCGAAAGACUACUUUAGAGACCUGUACCACCGUGUGGAUGUCAUCUUCUGUGACAAGACCAUUCACAACGACCCAGGCUUUGUUGUGACACUGUCAAACCGAAUGAACUACUUCCAGGUGGCAAAGACUGUUGCACAGAGGUUAAACACUGACCCCAUGCUUCUACAGUUCUUCAAGUCACAGGGGUACAGAGAUGGCCCAGGCAACCCACUCAGGCACAACUAUGAAGGUACUCUCAGAGACCUGCUGCAGUUUUUCAAACCCCGGCAGCCUAAGAAGCUCUACUACCAGCAGCUCAAGAUGAAGAUCACAGACUUUGAGAACAGGAGGAGUUUCAAAGCCAUAUGGCUCAACAGUAUGUUUAGAGAGGAGGAGAUCACACUGUAUCCUGACAAACAUGGCUGUGUUCGAGACCUUCUGGAGGAAUGUAAAAAAGCAGUGGAGCUUUCUGACAAAGGUUCAGAGAAGCUGAGGCUGUUAGAAAUUGUCAGCUACAAAAUUAUUGGCGUUCACCAGGAAGAUGAAUUGCUAGAAUGUUUAUCUCCAGCAGCCAGUCGGACGUUCAGAAUAGAGGAAAUCCCUCUCGACCAGGUGGACCUGGAUAAGGAGAAUGAAAUGCUGAUUCCAGUUGCACAUUUCCACAAGGAAGUCUUUGGGACGUUCGGAAUUCCCUUUUUGCUUAAAAUCCGUCAGGGGGAACUCUUUAGAGAAGUGAUGAAGAGAAUUCAGAGCAUGCUUGACAUUCAGGAGAAAGAGUUUGAGAAGUUCAAGUUUGCAAUAGUGAUGAUGGGCCGGCAUCAGUAUAUCAAUGAGGAAGACUACGAAGUGAAUCUGAAAGACUUUGAGCCACAGCCAGGAAACAUGUCUCACCCGAGGCCUUGGUUAGGGCUCGACCACUUCAACAAAGCUCCAAAGAGAGGUCGCUACACGUAUCUGGAAAAGGCGAUCAAGAUUCACAACUGAUAAGCCCCCCCAGUUUAACCGACCAUACUAAAGACUUUAACCAAACCUCUUGUGUGCACCACUUUUAACACCUGCUGUCUGGGUACACAGGCACCAUGUAUGAAGUCUUCAGCAAAUGGAGUGACUGCUGAUGCUCCCGUUUUCUUUUUGAGGCUGUUCGAUUUGGCUUCUGUAACUAUUGACUGCCUAUUCUGGAAGAAUGAAUUGGAUUUUAACAUGAAAGGGGGAACAGUACGUUCUAGAUUCUUUUUUGUUUUGAUUUUUAUUUUCGUUUUGGUUUUGUUUUUCUUUUUAAUUUCGUUUUUAAAAGAAUUGUUACGGCAAGAAAGCUGCUGCAUUGAGGCUAUGGAAAGAGGAGGUUUGUCAUUCGCAGAAGACGAAUAGGAUAUCUCCAUCCGUCAGCAAAAAUCACCGCAAAUGGCUUUUGCUAGUUGCCCCGACAUGGUUUUGUCCCUUAGUGCAACUAGUCAAUUCAUGUUUACACAAUUCUUUUUCGCAUAGUUUGGUAGGAGAAGUUCAGUUUAUCUUCUCUGAAAAUCCUGUAUAAUAAUAAAAGUAAAGAGCCACAGCAUCCGUUUUAAAAAUAAAUGAAAAUUAAAUGAAUUGUCUGUACUUCAUCUUGCACGUUGGCACUUAAUAUCAAAGGUUUUACAUUUUUCGGCACUGUUAAAUGUAAACUUUGGUUGGAGUUUGAUUUGCAUAUCCUUUUUUAGUUUGGCGUUCUUCCCGAUUAAGUUUUUUUUUCCCUCUUCCCUCAGCUCCUCUGUCAUUGGCUGUGGGAUUAUUUUGAUGGGGAUGGGUGGGGUCAUUUGCUCAUGGCUCCAGAUUUCAUUGAACUGUUUGUUGGCGCGAGGCUGCAGAUGUAGUAGACUGGUUCAGGACAUAGAGAAACCAGCAUUAAUGAACCGAUACCAACUUUUUUUCUUUAAGCACAGAAGGAAUGCUCCCUAGUGCAUAGUUGGCUGUGUAAAAACCACAAUUACAAUUGUAUAUUUAAAGAAUGAACGUGUACAAUUAAAAACACAAGUUUGUUGGGUACAGAUCAAUUCAGAUGUUCAUAUUCAUUGUGUGUAGUUUUCUUUUGGAUCCUGACCGUUUCAUUUGGUCUUUUUUUCCUUAACUAAUUGCAACAGUUUGUCUUGUUUAAGUGCAGUACAAAGAUGACCUGCAGAUCACGUUUUUCUUUUUGAUUUUUUUCCAGUCUAAUUCCUCCGUGUAGCAGCAGUGUAUGACAACUCUUCCUGUAUAUUGCCUUUUUGCUGGAAAAUGUAUGUUGAAUAAAAUUUUCUAUAAAAUCUGCA